This is a messenger RNA of Caenorhabditis elegans, 617 nucleotides long. It is a transcript of the gene pole-4, whose product is annotated as Transcription factor CBF/NF-Y/archaeal histone domain-containing protein. The coding region runs from base 10 to 549 and encodes 179 amino acids. Lineage: Eukaryota; Metazoa; Nematoda; Chromadorea; Rhabditida; Rhabditidae. Gene Ontology annotation, molecular function: protein heterodimerization activity. The record is from RefSeq and is marked reviewed. Gene Ontology annotation, cellular component: nucleus. The transcript is spliced from 3 exons.
AUUUAAAACAUGGCCUGGCGAAAGAAAACCAAGAAAGCCGCUCCGAUCGCGCAAAUGAGCGAGGAGGACGUGCGAGAAAUCGAGGAGCACGUCGAAGAGCUCGUCCGAUCGCAAUUGCCACUGGGAAGAGUCAAAAAAGUGGUCAGAAUGAAUCCGGACGUCGAGAUGCUCAACAAUGAGGCACUGCAAUUGAUGGCGAAGGCGGCGGAGCUCUUCAUCAAGGAGCUGAGCAACGCGGCGAAUCAGAACGCAGCGCUGGAAAAACGAAAAACCGUCCAGACGAAGGACAUUGAUAAAGCUAUCAAGAAGACGUGGGCCUUCGCUUUCCUGGAAGAUGCUCUGGAUGGGUGGCCGAAGUUGGAGCCAAAGAAGCGAAAAGUGAAUGCGAAUUCCGGUCAGGAUGAGACGGUUGUAGAGGAGGAAACGAUUAUCGAGGAAGAAGAGGAGAUCCACGUGGAAGAAGAAGAAGAUGAAGAGCUUCCGGAGACCGUUCUCGAAAUCGAUGAAAAUGAAGAAAUCGCGAGAGAUAAAUUUGCCGAGCAAUUUUGAUUUUAUAUAUUUUUGUAUUUAGUUUUGAUUUUUUUCUCUUUAUUUGAAUAAAUUUACUUACAUCAACG